AUGGUAAUAAAAGCAAUCCAUCUUUUUCUAUAUCAACUAAUAGUUAUAACGAUUAUAAAUUUUAGAAAAAGAGAGAAAACUAUUUGUAAGCCAUAUUGGUAUUAUGUAUGUUUAUUGAUUGUAGUAUUAUUUUGUAAAGAAGGAAUAUUUAUUCAAUCAUACCGACUAAAAAAUGGUUUAGUUCAUAACAGUGAGUUUGUCAAUAUCACUAGCUGUGGUAGAAGAAAGGGGGAAAUGCUAUAUUUUAAAUAUAAUGGUAAUAAAUUAUUUGAAUAUAAAAAAAGAAGAGGACUUAAUAAACAUCCUGCAGCUAAGGGGAGCAUGAAGAAUGAUGUUAAAGCUAUUGAGGGGAACAUCGAAAAAUGGGAAAUAAAUAAAAAGAGACAACAUAGAAUUAAUAGCUACUUCAAUUCAUUAUGCUCUAGUAAUGUGUUAAAUAAAAACGUGGAUAGAAAUGUAAAUUUUGACGAUGGGGAAGUAAACUUCUUCGUUUUGAAUUCAAAUCCGAGCAUAAGCUUCCUAACAAGUAAUAUUAUUCGAGAGAAAAAAACUUAUAAUGAGAAAAAAAAAAAAAAGCAAAAAGAUGUGGAAAAAAUGGGAAGGAUGGACAAAAUAGGAAAAGCAGAAACGGAGGAUAAUUCCAGUGCAAAUGUGGAACGCAUAACUGAAGGGGAGAAGGUACAGUACAGAAACACAGAACAAAUCAACGAUUUGGAAAAGAAGAAAGUUCGACUAAAGCUUAAAAGAGGAUUCCUUAACGAGGUAUAUGAAAGAGAAAAAAAAAAAUUAAAUUAUAUUUUAUUUUCACUAAAGGAUAAGAAUAUAUUUAAAAAGAAAGACAUAGAAAUUAAGGAGAAUAUGUUGUUACUAAAUGGACAAACUAUAAAAACGGAGGAGGUGAAGCAGUACUUAUUCUAUAAAUCAUUACUAGAAUACUAUGAAAAUAUAAGAGAUCAAAAGAAGAUAUUAACUCUAGACUUAUGGUCAAAGGAAAUUAAUGUAUCUGUAGAAAAUUUAAAAAAAUUAAUUGUAUAUAUUUAUAAAAUGAAAAAUUUAGUGCAAAAAGAAGAUGAGGAUUUGUUAGUAAGAAGAUAUUUUUAUAAUAAAACGAAUAUGUACACACUAUUUAGGGAUAAUUACAAAGAUGGUAAUGCUAUAACUUUUGACUUCACUAUUCCGGGAGAGGAGAAGGAAAAGGAGAAAAUCAUUAAUCAAAUGGAUGUACAGCAAAAAGACAAAAUGGAGGUUACAAAAACUAAAGAAAAAAAGAAGAAAUUUGCAAAGGGGAAAGCUAAACGACUCAUAGGAGAAGAUGCAAGGAAUGAAGAGGAGAAUGGAAAGGAGGAGAGUGGGAAUGAAGAGAAUGAGCCGAAUGAGCAGUGUGAACAGAUUGCGUACAGUAAACACAAUGAACCGAAAGAACAGAAUAAAACUGAUAUGGAAGGGGGUAAAGGCAGAGUGACUAGUGUAGAGAAGAACGAGAGUAACAAAUACGAUAUUUUUUCUGACCAAAUUGGUAAGAACGAAAUAGUAUUAUAUAAAGACUGUGAAAAUUUAAUAAACAAAGAAGUCCAGCAAUUUUUGGAAUGCAUAAAGGACAUUGUAUUUUUUGAAAAUUCUAUUUAUAUACUUGAAAAAUUAGAAAACAGACCACCAUUAUAUGAAGAAUUGAUCUAUGCAUACAAUUAUGAUAAGGAAAAGAUGGUAAAAAAUUUAGAGAACAAAAUAAGAUUAUCACAGAAAUUAGUAUUUUAUUUUAUACCAUUGAUAAGUAAUAUUAUAAGAAAAGCAGAAGUAAAUUUCAGCAGUAAUUUAAGUGAAGAUGAUUUUUUACUAGUAAGUUUAGAGGCUGUAAAAAAUGGGUUCAAAAAAUAUGAUAUCGAAAAAUUAGGAAUAAAAAAUUUAACAAAAUAUGUUUAUAUGUGGGCAAAAAAUAGUACAUAUAAUUACUAUCAAAAACAUAAGUCAUUUAUUUCUAUUUCACCUCAUACAUAUAAAGAUUACAAUAAAAUUAAAAAAUUCGAAGACCAAUUUUUAGAAAGAAAUGAAAGAAAACCUAAUAUAAAAGAAAUUAGUGAUGGUCUGAAAUUCACAGUAGAGCGAGUAGAAAAAGCAUUAUGUUCAGUUGUUAAUAUAAUUGAUUCCGAAAAACCAAUAACAUACCAAAACAGCAAUUCCGCAUAUCCAGAAAAAAAUACAUAUAAAGAUUUAAUAAUAAAUUCGGAUGAUAUAAACAGCUUCAAUGAUAUCAUGUACAACGAUAUUGUAAUAAAAGGGUUAAGAAAAUUUAUUUGCAAAUCAUUGAAAAAAAAAAUUAAUAAAUUAAUUAUUUUUAUGAAAUUUGGACUUUUUUUAAAAAAAAAAAGUUAUACAGAUGAGGAAAUUUGUGAAAUACUUAAAAUCACAACGAAGAAAUUCCAAAAGCAUUUUCAAGACUCCUUAAAUGAAAUAAAAAAUUAUAUUGGAAAGAUAAAAAAAAAUAAAGGAGCUCUAGAUUCCACUUUCGAUCUCAUUUCUUAUAUUAACCUUUCUCAAUGCGAAUUCUUAGGAAAUGAUUUCUCACAGAUACUUGUAUAG
Molecule: messenger RNA, 2577 nt
Organism: Plasmodium malariae
Lineage: Eukaryota; Apicomplexa; Aconoidasida; Haemosporida; Plasmodiidae
Product: conserved Plasmodium protein, unknown function
Exons: 1
Coding region: 1-2577 (858 amino acids)
Source: RefSeq, a predicted model, not a curated record